This is a messenger RNA of Ananas comosus (pineapple), 3345 nucleotides long. Its product is annotated as putative aconitate hydratase, cytoplasmic. The transcript has 20 exons. Gene Ontology annotation, biological process: citrate metabolic process; tricarboxylic acid cycle. Gene Ontology annotation, cellular component: mitochondrion; cytosol. Gene Ontology annotation, molecular function: 4 iron, 4 sulfur cluster binding; aconitate hydratase activity. The coding region runs from base 78 to 3041 and encodes 987 amino acids. NCBI's taxonomy places the organism in Eukaryota, Viridiplantae, Streptophyta, Magnoliopsida, Poales, Bromeliaceae. The record is from RefSeq and is a predicted model, not a curated record.
ACGAACUCUUCAAAACCCCAACUCUCCUCUCCUCUCUCUCUCUCUCUCUCCUCUCUAUCUAUCUAUCUUGUGCUGUGAUGUACAUGAGCAAAGCUGCUGCUUUUAGGAAAUUGGCUUCUGGGAUCUCUUCUCCUCUCUCAAAAGCUCCGGCUUUUUCACGUUGUGCGUCGAGAUCGAUCGGCUUCUUCUCGCGGCCUCGUUGCACUUUCCCUCGACCGGUCGUUGGGUCGUCGCCUUUUCGGCCGUCGAGAUCCGAUUGGAGGUCUCUGGGUAGUCUCCGGGAUCAGAUAGUGAGCUCCGGUGUCGCAAUUGAGCCGUCGGAGAGGGAGUUCUCAACUAUGGCUGCUGGGAAUUGUUUCGAGCACAUUUUGACGAGCCUGCCGAAGCCCGGAGGAGGGGAAUAUGGGAAGUAUUACAGUUUACCUGCUCUUAAUGAUCCAAGAAUAGAUAAAUUACCGUAUUCAAUCCGGAUUCUUCUUGAGUCGGCAAUCCGCAACUGCGACGGCUUCCAGAUUAACAAAAAUGAUGUCGAAAAAAUUAUCGAUUGGGAGAACACCUCCCCACAAUCAGUUGAAAUACCAUUUAAGCCGGCUCGUGUUCUUCUGCAGGAUUUCACUGGUGUUCCAGCUAUUGUCGACCUCGCUAGCAUGCGUGAUGCUAUGGCCAAAUUGGAUAGCGAUCCUAAUAAGAUCAAUCCAUUGGUUCCGGUAGAUCUCGUGAUUGAUCACUCAGUGCAAGUCGACGUGGCAAGAUCAGAAAAUGCAAUUCAGGCGAAUAUGGAACUGGAGUUCCACAGAAACAGAGAGCGCUUCGCUUUCCUUAGAUGGGGAUCCACUGCUUUUCAUAAUAUGCUUAUUGUUCCGCCAGGUUCCGGUAUUGUUCAUCAGGUAAAUCUGGAGUAUCUUGCUAGAGUUGUUUUCAACAGUGAUGGCGUCCUAUAUCCGGAUAGUUUGGUAGGAACUGAUUCUCACACUACUAUGAUUGAUGGAAUGGGGGUCUCGGGCUGGGGAGUUGGAGGUAUUGAAGCAGAGGCAACAAUGCUUGGUCAGCCAAUGAGCAUGGUAUUGCCUGGUGUUGUUGGCUUUAAGUUGAGAGGAAAAUUGCGUGACGGUGUCACCGCCACUGACCUAGUAUUGACCGUGACGCAAAUGUUGAGGAAGCAUGGGGUUGUUGGCAAGUUUGUCGAGUUCUAUGGUGAGGGUAUGGGUGAGCUCUCGGUAGCUGACAGGGCAACGAUUGCUAAUAUGUCACCUGAAUACGGAGCAACAAUGGGUUUCUUUCCUGUGGAUCACAUGACUCUCGAAUACUUAAAACUUACAGGAAGAAGUGACGAUACUGUGGCAAUGAUAGAGGCAUAUUUGCGAGCAAAUAAAAUGUUUGUUGAUUACAAUGAGCCGCAAGUAGAGAGAGUGUACUCAUCAUACUUAGAGUUGGAUCUGUCAGAUGUCGAACCAUGUGUUUCUGGUCCAAAGAGACCUCAUGACCGAGUUCCUUUGAAAGAUAUGAAAGCAGAUUGGCAUUCUUGUCUUAAUAACAAAAUCGGUUUCAAGGGUUUCGGUGUACCGAAGGAAUCACAGGACAAAGUUGUGAAGUUCUCUUUCCAUGGACAACCUGCAGAGCUCAGACAUGGCAGUGUUGUCAUAGCUGCUAUAACAAGUUGCACCAACACUUCGAACCCUAGUGUCAUGCUCGGCGCCGGCCUUGUUGCAAAGAAGGCUUGUGAGUUAGGUCUAGAGGUUAAGUCAUGGAUUAAAACAAGUCUUGCACCAGGAUCUGGAGUUGUCACAAAAUACCUACUCAAGAGUGGCUUGCAGGAGUACUUAAACAAACAAGGUUUUCAGACUGUUGGAUAUGGAUGCACUACUUGUAUUGGAAACUCUGGGGAGCUUGACGAAUCCGUUGCUGCAGCAAUUACCGAAAAUGACCUUGUUGUUGCUGCUGUGCUUUCGGGAAAUCGGAAUUUCGAGGGGCGAGUCCAUCCCUUGACUCGAGCUAAUUAUCUUGGUUCUCCUCCACUGGUUGUCGCAUAUGCUCUUGCUGGCACUGUUGACAUUGAUUUUGAGAAGGAACCAAUCGGAACAGGGAAGGAUGGGAAGAGUGUCUACUUCAAGGACAUAUGGCCAUCUAAUGAAGAAAUCACGGAGAUUAUGCAAUCCAAUGUGCUUCCCGAUAUGUUCAAAAACACUUAUGAGGCAAUCGCAAAGGGCAACUCUAUGUGGAACCAGCUUUCUGUUCCAGCCACAAGCCUUUAUCCGUGGGAUCCGAAAUCCACCUACAUUCAUGACCCCCCAUACUUCAAGGACAUGACCAUGACUCCACCUGGGCCUCAGAGCGUACGGAACGCAUAUUGCUUGCUAAAACUAGGCGAUAGCAUCACUACGGACCACAUUUCGCCUGCCGGGAGCAUUCACAAGGACAGCCCGGCUGCUAAGUAUUUACUUGAGCGCGGAGUGUCCCGAAAGGACUUCAACUCUUAUGGUAGCCGUCGUGGAAAUGACGAAGUAAUGAUGAGGGGAACCUUUGCCAAUAUUCGAAUUGUGAAUAAGCUCUUGAAUGGCGAAGUUGGGCCGAAGACGAUUCACAUUCCAAGUGGAGAGAAGCUCUAUGUUUUCGAUGCUGCAAUGAGGUACAAGGCUGCUGGCCAUGAUACCAUAGUUUUGGCUGGCGAAGAAUACGGAAGUGGAAGCUCUAGGGAUUGGGCAGCCAAGGGUCCAAGGUUGUUGGGAGUCAAAGCAGUGAUAGCCAAGAGUUUCGAGAGAAUCCAUCGCAGCAAUUUAGUUGGAAUGGGGAUUAUACCGUUGUGCUUCAAACCAGGCGAGGAUGCCGAGACUCUAGGCCUGACGGGUAAUGAGCGCUACACAAUUCCCCUACCGACCAACAUUACUGAGAUACGGCCGGGACAGGAGAUAACAGUGACAACAGAUACCGGAAAAUCGUUUACAUGCACGGCUCGCUUUGACACAGAGGUGGAGCUGGCUUAUUAUGACCAUGGUGGUAUUCUCCACUAUGUUGUAAGGAAUCUGAUCAAGUCCCAGAAGUAGAAUUUCAUGAACACUUUAAUCUCUCAUAGUGUUGCCUUCUUAUGCUUAUGAUAAUAUUAGCACAAUAAUGGAAAGAAAUUUCUCUUUUCCUUUUCCUUUUUUUGUUUUGCGCUUGAGGUGUAUAUUUAGGGUGCUGCGAAAAACUUGAUCUAGUAAUACUACUACUGUCAUCUUGCUCCUGUAAAAAGCUGCAAAAUAAGAAGAAAAAAAAAGUUGCAGCACUGUGUUGAUGUUUCAAACUACUUUGUUGAUUUUGCCGAAUUUUUGUAUUAUCAUAUGAUCUAAAGAAGAAUACUUAAUUCUA